Molecule: messenger RNA, 213 nt
Organism: Guillardia theta CCMP2712
Lineage: Eukaryota; Cryptophyceae; Pyrenomonadales; Geminigeraceae
Exons: 3
Coding region: 1-213 (70 amino acids)
Source: RefSeq, a predicted model, not a curated record
AUGUUCGGAAUUUUCACUCAACUUCUCUCGUCCCCAGAGGCGAUGUACACUCAUCCGUUCCUCUCCAAUGGCAAUGCCGCCUCCUACCCCGGGCCAGGCUUCUUCACCUCCACGCCGAGUGAGCUCAAGCUCAACUCCGUCACUUAUGAUGGACAGGACUCUGAGUGUCGAGACGGCCCAGCUUCAGGGAUGGGGCAGAACCAGUGCCACUAA